GAUCACACGCCUCCAAGUCAAAGCUCUUAGAGCUAAGGCGGACGUUGCUGGUAGUAAGUUUAGUACAUAUGAACUGCUGGUGGCGCAUGUAUGGCGUUGUGCUUGCUUCGCAAAUGAAGAUUUAAGAGAAGAACACUUGACGAGGCUGCAUAUAUAAUAUUGAUGGGAGGUCAAGACUAGAACCGAAGCUUCCACAAGGAUACAUUGGGAACACUCUCUUCCACGCUCGUCCCAUAUCCCUACUUGGUGAGUUUCGCAGAGAGCCUUUCACCACAACUGUGAAGAGAGUUCAUGAAGAGAUAAAGAAAAUAGACAACACGUACUUGAGAUCCGCUAUUGACUCCUUAGAGAAACAUCCUGAUCUUGACCAGUUGGUCCCUGGUGAAGGCAAUCCGAUCUUCAGCUGUGCAGCGAACUUCUGCAUCGUUGGUCUACCCAAGGAUACUGCUUAUGAGUUGGAUUUCGGGUGGGACAUUUUCCCAUGCAAUCAUAGAUAUGAGUUUAGACGAAGAAGGAAGCUUUAUUGUGUUUAUGUGCUUAAAGAAGACUCAGCUUGAAAACUCAGCUUGGUUCAUGCCGCCAAAUCUCAAGUUUAAUUGAUCUUUAUAGUAAAUCACAUGUAAGGGUCAAUGAUUAUUAAGCAGUACAAACAUAUGUGAAAGUGGUCUUAUACUGGUCACACAAAUGGAGGCUGAGGCCAAACGAGCAUAUGCGAGUAUUUGGGUGGAUAACGAUGGGUUUAUAGCAGAAGGUCCAAACAAGAAUGUGGCGUUUGUUGUUAAUGGUGGUAAGGAGCUUGUGAUGCCAAGGUUUGAUAACGUCUUGAGUUGAUGUACGGCGAAGAGAACGCUUACGCUCGCGGAACAGCUUGUAAGCAAGGGGAUGCUCAAAAGUGUGAAAGUUAUGGAUAUGACAGUUGAAGAUGGAAAGAAGGCUGAUGAGGUGGUGCUGCUUGGGAGCGGAGUUCUCGUCAAACCUGUUGAUUCAGUGGGAUGAAGAAGUUAUUGCUGAUGGAAAAGAAGGUCUUAUAGCCAGCCAAAGGCGUUACUGGAUCUGUUGCUGGAAGAUAUGAGCUCUGGUCCACCCUCCGUUCGUGUGCUUGUUCCUUACUGAGCCAAACCAUUCUCUUUGUUCACCAAAGACGAUCAACUUUGAGUUUCUUUUUUAGUUGCGCUCUGUUAUUGCAAGUUGAAGUUUUAUCCAGAUGUAUCCUGACACAAUUCUAUGUAUAUCUAUAGACUAUAGUUGUAAAGGUUCACUUCUAAGUGGGGCCCAGUUCCGACAUGUGUGCUGUGUUAGUUGCGUCUACUCCUCAACACUUUAUAUUCUUUUUUUUUUUUUGUCUUUCCAAAAGGACCAAAACUUAGGUGGUGAAAAAAGUGGAGCCUUGGAUCAGAUGAAGAUUGAGGUGAAGCAAGCUAGGAUCGUAAAGCCAGCUGAAGAAACACCUGUAGACAGUCUAUGGCUUUCCAAUUUGGACCUGAUACAGGUGAGGUUUCACAUGGGCAUCCUCUACUUUUACAACCCUUGUUCCUCCUCCAAUAUUCCCAACACUCCAUCCCUCAUUGAUGCUCUGAGCAAGGUGCUUGUCCUCUUCUACCCUGCCGCUGGGAGGCUACAAAAGGAUAAGAAUGGGAGGUUGGAGGUUCUAUGCAAUGGAGAAGGAGUGUUGCUUGUGGAGGCUGAGUCUGAUUCUACUCUACAAGACAUUGGCUUACUCAAUCAAAGUUUGGAUCUCUCUCAACUUAUGCCUACUCUUGACUACUCAGGAGACAUCUCCUCUUUACCUCUUAUACUCCUUCAGGUUACAUACUUCAAAUGUGGAGCCAUCUGUAUUGGAAACUCAAUACACCAUUCGUUCGGAGACGCUGGCUCUCUUGUAUGUUUCAUGGAAGCAUGGUCCAGAACUGCUAGGGGACUUCCGGUUAAGAUAACUCCUUUCUUCGACCGCACGGUUCUCCGUGCACGAGACCCUCCCUCCCCUGUGUUUCCACACACUGAAUACCAACCACCUCCUGUCCACAACCCACCAGUGAAAUCCCUCGCUUACAGAUCAAAUCCUGACUCUGAUUCUGGAGUUGCCAGUCUCAAGCUCACACGUCUCCAAGUGAAAGCUCUUAGAGCCAAGGCAGAGGUUGCUGAUAGUAAGUUUAGUACAUAUGAGCUUGUGGUGGCUCAUAUCUGGCGUUGUGCUUGCUUUUCAAAUGAAGAUUUAGGAGAAGAGCACUUGACGAGGCUGCAUAUAAUAAUUGAUGGGAGGUCAAGACUAGAACCGAAGCUUCCACAAGGAUACAUUGGGAACACUCUCUUCCACGCUCGUCCCAUAUCCCUACUGGGUGAGUUUCGUAGAGAGCCUUUCAGCACAACAGUGAAGAGAGUUCAUGGAGAGAUAAAGAAAAUGGACAACACGUACUUGAGAUCAGCUAUUGACUCCUUAGAGAAACAUCCUGAUCUUGACCAGUUGGUUCCUGGUGAAGGGAAUCCGAUCUUCAGCUGUGCAGCGAACUUCUGCAUCGUUGGUUUACUCAAGCAGACUAUUUACGAAUUGGAUUUCGGAUGGGGAAGGCCUUUCUUCAAGAGAACUACACAUCUGAAUGAAGGGAAAGGUUUUGUGGGUUUGAGUUUAGACGAAGAAGGAAGCUUUAUUGUGUUCAUGUGCUUAAAGAAGACUCAGCUUGGUAACUUUCAGAAGCUCUUCUAUGAGUUUCUCAAUGUGUCUGCGCUGUGAGAAUACCAAACUUUUCAUCUCA
This is a messenger RNA of Raphanus sativus (radish), 2750 nucleotides long. Its product is annotated as shikimate O-hydroxycinnamoyltransferase. The coding region runs from base 1205 to 2728 and encodes 507 amino acids. The record is from RefSeq and is a predicted model, not a curated record. The transcript has 9 exons. NCBI's taxonomy places the organism in Eukaryota, Viridiplantae, Streptophyta, Magnoliopsida, Brassicales, Brassicaceae. Gene Ontology annotation, molecular function: acyltransferase activity, transferring groups other than amino-acyl groups.